GGGAAAGCAACGAAUAUCCAGUUUACUUGCGGCCUCGCAGGCCGUUCGAACGACGAGCGGUCGCGUCCCACUUCUUUCCAUCGGUUUCCCAUCGCGAUGUAAACAGAGGGACUUCAACAAAAAUCGAGUAUAAUCUUCUUAUCUUCUACAAACUUCCUGGGUCUAAAGCGACCCGGAUCGAUCAGAACGAUUAAUCGAUACCUGAUGUUAUCUGCACGUGGCCCUCCCUGAAAUUGAGGAUUGUUAACCCAUAAAGUGGCCCAGAUUUCACUUCCUUCGAUGGUUAAGAAGAUCAAGAUUUUGGAUGAAUAAUUAAAAUUAAGAUCCAUACUCUGCAGUGUUAUUAAAAAAAAAAAUUGUUAAGUGAAUAUUUAAAAUGAUCAACAAUCUAUAUUUUGGACUAAUGAGAUUCAUCGUUUAAUUAGUGAUUGCAUCUAUUUUUGAAGUAAGAGAUAUGAAACUUCAAGAUUUUUUGAAAAAAAGAAAAUCAAAGACAGUCUUCUGGUGUUCAAGAAUUAACAGUUUCUGUAUCGUGGACGAAGAUGUUAGGUAAAUGUUCACCUUUGGGUGCUAUGGGUGCUGGUUCCUUUGGGUGACACUGGUUACUGCGUUGGACUUUGAAAAAUGUUCUGACCAGUGUUAAUUAAACGUGUUUAAUUAUAAUUCCUCUAAUUGGAUACAAUGGUAAACUGAAGUGAAAGUUGCAAACUAAUUGCGCUAAUGAUCAGUGUUAAUUACAGUACCUCUGGAAAUGAAUGGUUUUCAAUUGUCUCCCUCGACCAAUGCGAGGUCAAUUGUAAAUAUUUGAUGAAUUUUGAAGAAAUGCGAGCUUCCAGAAGAAGAAUUAUUUAUUGAACGAACUGAAAUAAUGUAAUUACCUUUUUAUGGCAAUCGAUUAAUCCUAUCAAGGUGCUUUGGAAAAUAGUGUCAUCUCUGAAGAAUUUUCGAAAAAGUGUCGAGAUGUGGAAAAUUGAAGAAUCAGUGAGUUGAUUGUAAAUUGAACAGAUAAAAUCGUGUAGGAUGAUUAUGGCUUUAAGUUUCGAUAUGAUAAUGGAAAGGUGUAGCCGGUCGGGAACCAUCGCACCUGUGGAACCUUGAGACCGCCAGUAUGUUCGAACAGCGAACAAAGAUGCAGCUGGUCUCGACCACCCCCCAGAAGCGUGGGCCGAAUGAAAAUCCAUCCGGGAAUCAACUCUCCUAGAGUAUCUCCAAACAAACCUCUCCAGAAUCUCGAAUCGACUCGAAACUCGUAUAAACUCAACCGGGCCGACGAAUCCAACCCGAUUCACUUUUACCCCAUGAAACCAUAUUUCGCGUCCUCGCGGUGAAACCCAGCUUCGUUUCGAUGGCCAUUAGAGAAUUUAUCGACGUCGUCGUCGAAGAAGCGGAAGAAGGCGAGGAACGACGUCACAAACCACGGUAACGAAACAAAGAAAAUCAUUGAAAUAAACGAACGCUAUGGAGCUGAACGAAACGAUGGAUCAAGAUCCAGCCAACUCCACCGAUCUAUCGGAUCUAAAAAUUCUCAUCGAUACCGGUCAAUCGAAUCGUUCGAACGACUUCUACGACCUGAAGAGACACGAUCUCGAAUAUGUCCUCCUGUUAACCCUGAAGGCUACCGUGAUGGCCUUCAUAAUCAUCUGUGCCCUGUUCGGUAAUUUGCUGGUGAUAGUGUCGGUGAUGAGGCAUCGGAAGCUUCGAGUAAUUACCAAUUACUUCGUGGUCUCGUUAGCGUUGGCCGACAUGCUGGUCGCCAUUUUUGCGAUGACCUUCAACGCUUCCGUCGAACUGUCCGGUAGGUGGUUGUUCGGCUACUACAUGUGCGACGUGUGGAACUCGUUGGACGUGUUCUUCAGCACCGUCUCUAUACUUCAUCUAUGUUGCAUCAGCGUCGAUCGGUACUACGCGAUCGUCCAACCGUUGGACUAUCCGCUGAUCAUGACGAAUUUACGGCUGAGCACCAUGCUGAGCGUGGUCUGGUGUUCGCCGACGGUGAUGAGCUUCUUGCCCAUCUUCGCCGGCUGGUACACCACCGAGGAACACCUCCAGUUCCGUAGGAAGUACCCGGACGUGUGCGUGUUCCAAGUGAACAAACUGUACGCGAUAAUCAGCUCCAGUGUCAGCUUCUGGCUACCCGGGAUCAUCAUGAUCGCGAUGUACUACAAGAUCUACAGGGAGGCUGAUCGACAGGAGCGGAUGUUGUAUCGGAGCAAAGUUGCGGCUGCGCUUUUGAACAAGCAUCUGCAGAUCAAUGGCAUUUCCGCUGGUCUGACCACACUUCCGACAGUGGAUCAAUCAUCGCCAGAUCCACAACCAGAGGAUCCACCGAUCACUAGCAGCAGUAAAAUGAGGAGAGAACGAAAGGCUGCCAGGACACUUGGAAUCAUCAUGUCAGCGUUUCUCGCUUGUUGGCUUCCUUUCUUUCUUUGGUACAUCAUCACAUCUCUCUGCGACACCUGCGAGAGCAGUGAUGCGGUGGUCGCGGUGGUGUUCUGGGUGGGUUACUUCAACAGCGCCCUCAACCCACUGAUCUACGCCUAUUUCAACCGAGACUUUCGUGCUGCCUUCAGGAAGACCCUGGAGAGCUGUUGCGUGGCAAUCGGGCCGGUCAGGGAUCUUCGACAGGUGCACAGGAAACAGGACCUGGUGCACAGCAAUGCAUCCUCGGAAUUGCACGUGAAUAAUCAGUUGAGAACCAGCGAGAUGACCAACGUACACAUCGAGGCGUGCAUCUGAAUCCUUUAAAGGAUAUCUUCCUCGAUAAAUUAUACUGGGUGUAUCGAAAAUUAACACAUUUGUCACCUCAGAACGAACUGUAAUUAUACUGGAUUGGUAAUUAACCUUUCGUUGCAUCAUUUUUGUUUAAUUUUUUAAAAAAGUAGUCACAGAGUAAAGUAUACAAUUAUUGACCCUUUUUCUAAAAAAGUACAUGUAAUGUGUUUCUUUCAUAAUAAAUUAUAAUUCUAUUCGAAAUAAAUAAUAUUUGGAUCACGAAAUUAUAAUUAUAUUUUAUUAUUUAAUUAAAGUUAAACGCAU
Osmia lignaria (orchard mason bee) is the source of this 3036-nucleotide messenger RNA. RefSeq names its product octopamine receptor beta-1R. Gene Ontology annotation, cellular component: plasma membrane. The record is from RefSeq and is a predicted model, not a curated record. Gene Ontology annotation, molecular function: octopamine receptor activity. NCBI's taxonomy places the organism in Eukaryota, Metazoa, Arthropoda, Insecta, Hymenoptera, Megachilidae. Gene Ontology annotation, biological process: positive regulation of MAPK cascade; adenylate cyclase-activating adrenergic receptor signaling pathway.